GUUCAAACUUAUCUUCUUACUUUCACUUAUGGCCCAAAACCCUCCUUACAAAAUAUGUUUUGUACCCAGGAGCAAAGAAGAAGAGGAAGAAGAUGAGAAAAUCUACAAGAGAUACAGCGAAAUCGUUGCAACUCUUCCCACAAAAGAAGGUUGGUGGGGUAAACCGAUCUACCAGUAUCAAGGCUUUUGGUAUAACUCUGGAGCGUUUGGUGUUGGACCAUUGGCAGUUCAAGAUCACUUCAAGCCACGACCCACUGACGUUCUUGUUGCUAGCAUCCCCAAGGGUGGCACAACUUGGCUGAAAUCGCUAGUCUUUGCUGUCCUGAAUCGCAAAUCUCACCCUCCUUCAGCUCAGCACCACCCUCUGUUAAUAUUCAACUCCCACGAUCUUGUUCCAGUUAUGGAGAUGAUGCUAUAUAGCAACAUUUUAAAUGGAAACCGAAUUCCUAGACUCGAUAUCCUUCCAUCACCUAGACUGUUUGGCACACACAUGCCUUACACAUCACUACCUCAAUCUGUAGCACUUUCAAGUCCCCGGAUUGUUUAUAUUUGCAGGAACACCAAGGAUACUCUAGUAUCCUGGUGGCAUUUUACCAACAAGAUGAGAUCGAACAAUUCUUUAGAGCCUAUGGAACUGGAAGAAGCCUUCGACAGGUUCUGCAAAGGGAUGACUUCACCUGGGCCAUUUUGGGAACAUGUGUUGGGCUAUUGGAAAGCGAGCUUAGAACGGCCUCAAAAUGUGCUAUUUCUCAAGUAUGAGCAGAUGGUGGAUGAACCAGCUCUUCACUUAAAAAGAAUUGCAGAGUUUAUGGGGUGCCCCUUCUCUUCCAUUGAAGAAGAGAAGGAAGGAGUGGUUGAUCAAAUCAUAAAGCUCUGCAGUUUUGAGAAUUUAAGCAAUUUGGCAGUGAAUAAAACUGAAGAAAAUGGUAGUGGUUUCCCAAACAGAGUCUUCUUCAGGCAAGGUAAAGUUGGAGAUUCUGCAAAUUACCUCUCACCUGAGAUGAUGGAUCAGCUUGACCGCAUCACAAAGCAAAAAUUUCAUGGUUCGGGCUUAACACUCUGA
This is a messenger RNA of Telopea speciosissima, 1063 nucleotides long. RefSeq names its product cytosolic sulfotransferase 5-like. The coding region runs from base 29 to 1063 and encodes 344 amino acids. Gene Ontology annotation, molecular function: sulfotransferase activity. Gene Ontology annotation, cellular component: cytoplasm. Gene Ontology annotation, biological process: sulfation. The transcript has 2 exons. Lineage: Eukaryota; Viridiplantae; Streptophyta; Magnoliopsida; Proteales; Proteaceae. The record is from RefSeq and is a predicted model, not a curated record.